AUGGGAUUUUUCUCCGGGCUUUGCAAAAUAGUUGACCAUCCCGGUUACGGUAAUGAUCUAUAUUUCGUCAGUUCGAUCAUUUCAAUAUUUUUGAUGGCUUUCGCGACAAAUCUUUUAUCUAGGUCGUUGUCUCGGCAGCUUCAACUUCAGAAAACUUUAAUAAAAUGUCCAAAGAUAUACGUCUCACAACAACAACAUUCUCGGAAAAUAAAUACUUGUAGAACAUGGGCAAGAACAAAUAAGGGUUUGAAACCCCAAACUUGUAAAUACCGAAUUAGUUAUUCUACAGAGAAAACUUCACAAUAUAUUUCUCGAGAAAAUUCGGCGACAAAAACAGGAUCUAAAAUAGAUGAGGUUGACAGCUCAGACAAGACAGUAUCACAAAGUAUUUCUCGAGAAAAUGCAAUAGGAAAGACAGAAAGCACUAUAGAUGUAGUUAAUGAACCUGAGCAACCUAAUGUGGACACUUCAGCUGAUGCAACUAUCCAAGAUUCAAAGUCUCUAAUUGAUAAAAAUCGCUUAAUGACAGAGAAUGCAAGCAUUGUUGAGUCAACAACUCCUUUGAUAAAUCCCGAGCAGAUAUCUUCUGAACAAGGGUUACAUAGAGGUGAAAAACUUUCUCAGAAGGGUAACCAAAUUCCAGUCGGGGAAAAAACAGAAGCUACUUUACCUGAAAUAGUGUCACAGUCCUCAUCACCUUAUCAACCUAUUCGAGAAACGAUAGCCGAGAAAGAGAAAAGCGACUCUUCAAGAAAGGAGCCAAGCGAUGAUGGUUCAUUUCGAAAUAAAUUUAAAGAAUUCUCAAAGAUAAAACUUUCAUCUCUACAUAAAUUACCUAUUUUCUUGAUUAUAUCAGCGAUAGGGUUGACCAGCAUUGGAAUAUAUCAAUUUUACUCUUCAAACAUCCAAAAAUAUCCAGAGACAAUUCGUAAUAAUUUAAAAAAAGGACUUUAUUAUCAGAAUUAUGCAAAUAAUUCGAAUUUAGCUGUAGACUAUUACCAAAAAGCUCUAACAGAAGCAUUACAUUCGCCCGAGUUAGAAAACUCAUCACCAGAAGUUACUGGCAUUAUGAUCCAGCUGGGUGGUUUAUACGAAGAACUUGGAAGAUUCCGCGACGCAAUAGAUGUACUUUCAAUGGCAUAUGAUGUAAUUGUUACACCGAAUGAUUCACCACCACUGAAAUUGGAUGGUCAAAAUCGAAUAAAAGCCAUCGGAAUAGCGCAAAAAAUCGGUGAUCUGUGUCAAACGAUAAAGCAGGAUGACUUAGCGGAGAAAUAUUAUGUCUGCGGAUUUUGGGCAAGAUUGUUUGGAAAAAAAUUGGAUGUGGAUACUAUGCCAUCAUGGAUGACUGCUGUAGAUCUUGGAGCUUCACUCGAGUCGUUAGCUUCCUUUUAUGCUCUACGGCAUAAAUAUACUUCCGCGCUUCCAUUAUACAUACGUGCAUUACAAUUGGUGAAUUCCAUUGAACUGCCAUGCCAUACAGCAGUUCUCAUGAAUAAUAUAUCAGAAGUGUUUACAGGAAUGGGUGAUCUGGAGGUAGCACAAGGGUGGGCAGAGCGUGGAUUAAGAAUCACGCAGGAGAAAUCACAUUUGCAAAAGAAAAAUUCAAGAGAGUGUGAUGAAACUCGUGGAGUAUUGCUAUUUAAUUUGGGAAUGAUAGCAGAGAGGAUCACAGCUGUAAUGAAUGAUGCCAAGGAAGAUACUGCUUCGUCGUAA
Messenger RNA from Ambispora leptoticha, 1716 nucleotides. NCBI's taxonomy places the organism in Eukaryota, Fungi, Glomeromycota, Glomeromycetes, Archaeosporales, Ambisporaceae. The record is from the annotation of a GenBank genome assembly.